Molecule: messenger RNA, 2588 nt
Organism: Ahaetulla prasina
Lineage: Eukaryota; Metazoa; Chordata; Lepidosauria; Squamata; Colubridae
Gene: PGP
Product: phosphoglycolate phosphatase
Exons: 2
Coding region: 1-942 (313 amino acids)
Cellular component (GO): cytoplasm
Molecular function (GO): sn-glycerol 3-phosphatase activity
Source: RefSeq, a predicted model, not a curated record
AUGGAGGCGAAGGGCUGCCGGCGGCUGGACGCGGCGCUGGCCCGGCAGCUGCUCUCCCAGACGGAGGCGGUCCUCUUCGACUGCGACGGCGUGCUGUGGCGGGGCGAGGCGGCGUUGCCCGGCGCGGCCGAGACGCUGCACCUGUUGGAAGCGGGCGGGGCGAAGCGGCUCUGCUACGUCACCAACAACUCCUCGCGGACGCGCCAGGCCUACACCGAGAAGCUGCGGCGCCUGGGCUUCCCGCCCGCCGAGCCCGGCCAGGUCUUCGGCUCCGCCUACUGCGCCGCGCGCCACCUCAGCCGCGCGCUCCCGCCGGGCGGCGCCGCCUACGUGCUGGGCGGGCCGGCGCUGAGCGCGGAGCUGGAGGCGCUGGGCGUGGCCCACCUGGGCGUCGGCCCCGCCCCCGAGCCCGGCUCCGCCCACUUCGGCGCGCGCGUCCCGCUGGACCCCGCCGUGCGCGCCGUGCUGGUGGGCUACGACGAGCACUUCGCCUACGGCAAGCUCUGCCUGGCCAUGCGCUACCUGCUGCGGGGCGACGGCGACGGGCAAGGCUGCCUGCUGGUGGGCACCAACCGCGACAACCGGCUUCCGCUCGAGGGCGGCAGCGCCGUGCCCGGGACGGGCUGCCUCGUCAAGGCAGUGGAGAUAGCUGCAGAGCGGGAAGCCUUCAUCGUGGGCAAGCCCAGCCGCUUCAUGUUUGAGUGUGUGGCCAGCGAGUUUAAGAUUAACCCUGCGCGCACAAUCAUGGUUGGUGACCGCCUGGACACAGACAUCCUCAUGGGCAACACCUGCGGCCUGACCACCCUCCUCACUCUCACUGGGGUCACGACACUGGAUGAGGUUAAGGGCCACCUCUACAGCGGCUGUCCUGAGCGCAGAAGCCUGGUCCCUGAUUACUACGUCGAUAGCAUAGCGGACCUCCUCCCUGCUCUCACCAAUUAAGGAAGGGAGAUGUUCCAGCUCUGCAGAGGUCUUUCUUCAGCCCAAGCCACCCGCAGUCUCUUCAGGCUGGUAGUAUCUUCUCAGUUAGUGCGGUGCACACAAUUGCUGCUUGCAAAAGUAAGAUGAUUUUCGUGCGCAACAUUCAAAUUGAGUUCUCUGUUUACAAAUUCCUGUUUAAAAAUGCACUUUGAAAGAAAGAGGGAAGUGUGUGUGUGUGUGUCUUAUCAGCUUUCAGACACAUCAAGCUGUGUCUGGCUGGUGUUCAGGUAUCAGGGCGGAGGCCUGCUCGUCUGAGCUGGAGGACUGAGCAGGCCUCUGUUUAAACCUUGCACUGUGGUGUUUUGCAAUGCAAUCUUUGGAAAUUCAGGGAAUUGAGCAGUUUUAAGGGCAGCUGCUCUGGUAUCUGAGACUUGAUGUCAAGGUUGGUUUUUAUGAUUACUUGGGCUCUGGUUCAGCUAUUUCAGGGGAAUGGAAAUCAUUGUGUAUCUAUUCGUAAUGUUUUUGCUCCUGCCCAGUGGCAUUUGCACUGCUUUAUAUGCAAAACAAGAAUUACACCAUCAUGCUUCAUAUGUUUCUUUAGAAAUUCUGAUUACGGUACCUAUUCUAAAAACACGUUUCAGUUUGGUUUGUUGGUCAAGAAGCAUGUAACAAAAGUCCAUCCUUCAGAUCACCAGCGAAUUAUAUUUGAAUUACUUGAUUGUCAGGAUAGAAUGCUGAGUUCAUUUGUCAGUCCGUGAUAGUGGGAAUUCUUCAUGGCAACAGUGAAUUUACUAGCAUUUUGUUCUUCAGUAUCAUAAAUAGAUGCAGGUUUUUGUUUUUCCUAAAGCCAUUUUGAAAUCAGUGUUGAUGAAGCCACUAUAUUAACAUAUUUAGUGCUUCCUAUUGAAAUCAUCUGGGUUGAUGAUAGGACACAAGAAAAAUCGUUUGCAGAUCUAUCUUGACACUUGCUGAAAACAGGUGUAUGAACCAUUUUUGCCUUGUUGGUCUGCAGUAAACAUGAUUGCACUUUUCAGGUGCUCAGGUAGUUUUCUUCUUGCAGAAUCAGUUGCCAGAUUGUCACCUUAAAAUUGGGAACCAAGGAAAGAUACUUCUUUUUUUGCUUCAAAUGUAUUUCAGUUAUUUUGCGUAGGCAGCAUUUUCAAUAUUGAAGGUGCUUGAAAUUUCUCACUUUUUCAUACAGCAAUAAUUGCAUUAUCUAUAGCGGAAGACAUUCUGCAGUUAUAAAUUAUGUUAAUCUCUCCAUCUCUUCUGACGUGCUAAAAGAUAGAUUAUUAACGUCUUAAAAUAAUUUUUCUCUUUUUUUCUUUUAAGUUUGUCAGCUUUUCAUUUGCAAGUCUAAAAGAUUGUUCUCUUGAUUAUGUAAACUCUGUGAACCAAUUUUUUAAAAAAACAUCCGGAUCUCUUGGGAGGGCUUGUUCUGAGAGAGUUCCAGGGAGAUUCAGGGCCUUGUCAAAUCUACAUUAAAUGCUUAGAUGGUCAGAGCAGUUGCUCAAACAAGCUGGCCACAAAGUGGAACCGUCCAUCUGCUUUCAUUACAUCUUUUCUUAACAAAGCUGCGCUGUCAAAUUCUUAAGCGGGCACUGUAAAACUGUUACCUAACUUCAAUCCAGACGUUGAGUCAUAUUAAACGUAACUCUUGCUUCCUU